Molecule: messenger RNA, 1150 nt
Organism: Cyprinodon variegatus (sheepshead minnow)
Lineage: Eukaryota; Metazoa; Chordata; Actinopteri; Cyprinodontiformes; Cyprinodontidae
Product: adenylate kinase isoenzyme 1-like
Exons: 6
Biological process (GO): nucleoside triphosphate biosynthetic process
Cellular component (GO): cytoplasm; cytosol
Molecular function (GO): AMP kinase activity; ATP binding
Source: RefSeq, a predicted model, not a curated record
GCUGAUGAGGAGGACAAUAUUGGGUAUGCUGAAGGAGCCACAGAAGGUUACUGCAAAGAACAGAAGAAACCAAAGGUUAUCUUCAUGAUGGGUGGGCCGGGAUCUGGUAAGGCUGUGCAGUGCGAACGGAUGGAGGAGAGGUUUGGUCUUCGCCGCGUCACCCUGGGCGACCUGUUAUGUGGCGAGUUGCAAGGUCACAGUGAGAGAGGACGCCACCUGCGGGACGUUCUGGAGAGAGGAGAGAAAUUGCCAGAGGAGACACUGAUGGAGCUGCUGUUUGACGCAGUGGUGUCGUCCAUGCGACAGGGAAAGGGUCUGGUUGUCAGUGGCUUCCCCAGAGACCUGAGGCAGGCGGAGGAGUACGAGGCCAAGAUGGGGGAACCGAGUGCCGUGGUCCUGCUGAGCUGUUCUCCAGAGACCAUGUCCAGCAGGAUGCAGAACCGCAGGAGAUCCUCCUCCUCCUCCGACAGGGAGAACGCCCUGCAGAAGAGGGCCCAGAACUUCUGCAGCGAUGUCCAGGCCGUCAUAGCUUACUAUGAACGCAAAACCCUGCUCCAAACGAUCGACGCCGAGCGUUCGCCACAUGAGGUGUUUGCCCAGAUCUGCCGAGCCUUAGAGUCAUCUGCCACCUACUAAUUCUCAUCAUUUCCACCCUGAUGCUCACCAGCCCCACCGUUGAAGAAGCCCCACCCCUUUCCAUUACCUCCACAACUCCCUCACACCUGCACCAGCUUAUUGAACUUAUGUGGUAUGCAUGCCUCACCUGCAGUCAGUUAAACCCUAUCCACUUCAUUUUGCUUGGCCCCACCCCAGAUCUUACAUUAACCUCAGUUUAUGCUGCCAACUGAACGAGGCUCAACUGUACAGAUAAAACAGCUUUCCCUGCUGCCACUGAGAGCACGCCGGACGUUUCCACCAAAGGCAAAGCAAGACAGACGAAACGUCAGCGUGUUUCCAUCCCCGUGCUCAGCACUUUGCUUUGUAUCGUAACAAGCAUGCAGCUCUAACAGUUUAAAGCUUAAAACUGCCUUUCUAGCAUUAAAUAAAAAGCAGCGGCGCUUUAAGAGUAUUAGGAUUACCGCAUUUGUAUGUUUUAAAAGCUCAUUGUACUGAUUUUUGUUUGAGUGGUAUCUGACAUUCCAAUAAAGCC